Molecule: messenger RNA, 1287 nt
Organism: Vanrija pseudolonga
Lineage: Eukaryota; Fungi; Basidiomycota; Tremellomycetes; Trichosporonales; Trichosporonaceae
Exons: 3
Coding region: 1-1287 (428 amino acids)
Source: RefSeq, a predicted model, not a curated record
AUGUCGUACGCCAAGAACUUUGGUAUCGAGGUCCCUGCCCGCCUCGUGUCCGCGUCACCAGACUCGUCACCCGCCUCCUCCCCUUCGCCCCCCCCCACUGUCACGGACGAGCCCAAGGACGACUCCACUGCCGACUCCACCGCUGAGUCUACUGUCACCACUGGCAAGGCCAAGGCCAAGGCUGAGAAGAAGGCCCGCCGUGCCCUCCGCGGGGUCCACCGCGCCCUUGACCAGCUCAACACCGCGACCACCGCCGCCACGUUCCAGGAGUCGCAGCGCAACGGCAAGACUACUAUUGUCAACCUGGACCGUGCCCUUGGUGACGCUUUCGGUCCGGCCGUUGCCCCCAAGGUCAUGGGCCUCAUCGACCGCCUCACUCACAAGAUGUUCUCGGAGCCCGAGGCCGUUUACAUCACUGACUCGGAGGACGAGGAGGAGCGUGCCCCCCUCGCCACUAAGGCCCUCCGUGCGUCCCCGGCGAAGGUCGACAGUGACGAGGCCACGGCCGCGUUCCUGCGCGAGUUCAACUUCGAGUCCGAGGACGAGGCUGAGCCCGAGCCCAAGGCGAAGGCCUUGCCCGAGCUCACCUACGAGGGCAAGGGCAAGGGCCGCUACCCCGGCAAGCGCGCCGCGGACGCUGCCGGUCCCACCCCCGCCAGUGGCUCUGCCCCCAUCCCCGCCACCAACUCCCGCAUCCCCAAGCUUAUGAUCCUGCCGGCUGGAGGCGGCCUGCUUAAGUGCAAGGACAAGUCCCUCUACGAGGCUGAGAAGGCCGCUGCCGCCAAGCUCAAGCGCGACGCCGACGACUCCACUGAGGCCGAGUCCGAGUCGGACUCUGCCCCGCCCGCCGCCCCUGCGCCCGUCACCGUCAAGACCGAGCGCAGCGCCACCCGCGUGACCACGGCUCGCGCUGCCACCCCCGUCGCCGACGCCCGCACCCCGACCCCCGAGCCCGAGGUCAAGGUCAAGGCUGAGCGGGCCACCACCCCCGUGGCCGUCGAGCGCACUCCCACCCCCGAGGUCGCGGUCAAGGCCGAGCCUGCCAGCCCGGCGUCCAGCACCGGCUCGAAGCGCAAGCGCGACGACCCCUCCACUGACGAGGCCAACCCCAUAUCUUCCGAGCCCGAGGCCAAGCGCUCGCGCACCCCCGAGGCGUCGGCGUCCGCUUCGGCGUCCGGCUCCACCCCCGCCACUGGCUCCACCUCUACCGACUCUGCUCCCGUCGCCGCUGGCUCCUCGGUCCGCCGCAGCGCGCCCAAGUCGGUCGCGCCCAAGAAGUACGAGUAA